AUGUACUUACCGGAGCGCAACAAAGAAGAGACGGAGCGGACGCCGCUCGUGUCGAGUCGGAACACAGUGGCCAGCGGUACUACUCCCCGAUCGAACGUUCCCCAACACGGCCGAUCGCGGUCCAACUCAUUUCGCGAACAUCACGGUGUCAUGCCUCCGAUUGCAUCGAAUUACCCGUUGCCACAGAACAAACACCGAGUAACGGCUUCCCUGAAUGCGGAAGGAUUCGCCCCGAGAGCGGUACCGUCUUAUACGCCCGGAGUUCCCGUCACCAACGCCAGUUCUUCCGCCUAUACGCUGGGACGUCAACCCAGUCUUCCACUACCCCCGCGCCAACGACGUCAACCCAGCCAGGAUUCUACCAAUGGACCCAAAAAGGGAGGUUUCUUUUACUACAUUGUCUACGCCAUGGUCAACGUCAUUAUCAGUGUCCCGGGUUUGUAUGGCUACGCCGCCGUCAUUUUCAAUCACGAAGCCUAUAAUGAUCAUAUGAAUGCUCUCAGCAAAUUGGUAAUAUUUUCUUCGCUCAUGCAUCAGCUGGGAUUUUGCUUGUUCUCGUCCCUGCCGUUUGCGAUCGGUACCGUACAAGACGCCGGGCUCAUCUUUCUCAGUGCCAUGAGCAACAUCGUGGCCAAAGAAAUUCUGGCAAACGGGGGAACAGUGGAGGAAGUUGUGUCCACGACCUUGGUUAUUCUGGCAAUGAGCACAGCAUGUCUAGGACUCGCUCUGGUGGCCAUGGGCAAAUUCCGAUUGGCCGAUAUUGUUUCCUACUUGCCCAUGCCCGUCGUAGGGGGCUAUUUGGCCUUUAUAGGCUAUUUUUGCCUCCAAGCCGGGGUUGCCUUGUGUAUUUCGGAACCCAUGGUCGGGCUGGCGGAUUGGCGAUAUUUAUUGGAGUCGCAAAAUGUGCUUCUGGCUGCACCUGGGCUGGGUGCGGGGCUAGCGCUGACGUACAUUUCUCGCAAGGCCGAAAGCGAUGCCGCCUUGCCAGCGGCAAUGAUUGUCAUUCCGGUUUUGUUUUACGCUCUCAUCUUUGGGACGGGUAUGGGCAUUGAAGGUGCUCGCGAAGAUGGGUGGGUUGGCCAAACAGCACCACCCGUGCCAGUGCAGGAUCUUUUUCAUUUGGUGGACUUUAAGCUUGUUCAUUGGACCCUGAUCUCCAAGUGUUUGGCAACAUGGUUGGGCAUGGUUUUUGUCGUUUCAUUUGCGUCUUGCCUAGAUGUGGCGGCUAUUAGCAUGGAUAUGGGAGAAGCUUUGGAUACAAAUCGAGAACUGGCCACGGUUGGGAUUUGCAACGUCAUGUCAGGCUUGACGUUUGGCUUCACGGGCUCGUACAUAUUUUCACAAACAAUCUUUACCUAUCGGACUGGCGUACACUCGAAAUGGAUCGGCGUCAUUAUCAUGAUUGUUUUUCUGGCCGUUGUUCUCUCAACCGUGAACAUGUUACAGGUGGCACCUUUAUUCUUCCUUGGAUCCACACUCAUUUUCAUUGGAUACGAUCUGCUUUACGAGUGGCUCUUUGAAAUUCGACACAAGAUCUUUUUGAGCGAAUACGUUGUCUUAUGGCUGACUUUUUUAGCAAUUCAGGUCGUCGGUAUCAAUGCCGGUAUUGUUUUUGGUGUAGUUGUGGCCAUGGUCGAUCAUGUCAUGACGACGGCACGCGUUUCUGCUCUCAAUCGAGUACCGAAGCGAUCGCGUGCUGUUUGGUCUCCAGAACAUUGGAAGAUUUUACAGACGCACGGAUACCAUUCACAACAUCCCAAAAUUGUAACCUAUGAGAUUAUCGGCUCGGUCUUUUUUGGAACAGGCCAGCAGCUGUUAUCGACUAUUUCGGAAGAGAUUGGCAUAGAUGCAACAUUGGAAGAGGUCACUGAAGAAGCUGCUAUUAUGAGCCCUCAUCGAGCUGGAUAUCUGAUGACAAAGUCUCCAGGAUCUGGUGGAGCUACAAAGAAACCAAAAAGUCCCCUUAUGAGACCUCGUCCGCAUUUCUUAGUUCUCGACCUUGCUCAAAUGCCGAACCUCGACGCCUCCGCCGCUCGAGGAUGCUUUCUUCAGUUGGCAAAGAUGUGCUCGAAACGACACAUUCUUGUCUGUGCUGCUGGGCUGUGCCCACGUGUGGACUGGAUGCUCCGGGCUCACGAUGUCGCAUACGAUGAAAUUGAAGGAGAAAGAAUCAAACAAGACAUGGAAGGUGGUAUUUUGCCAACUGGAACGUGCGACAAGAUACUGCCGUUCCUAACUAUUUAUGAAGCUCUUGAGUUUUGUGAAAGUCAGUUGAUCCAGCAGUUGGAUCGCCUGAAUCGGUCGCCAUCCUUUAUCGGCCUCAAGGACAUUGCUCCAUCGACAGUGCGCAGAAAAGGGAAAGCAACUCUUGCAGAGGUCUUCUCUUUCAUUUUGGGCUUGAGGGAAGAGGACAAAAAGCUUCUUGAUAGUCUUUCUGACGAGACUUACCAUCAGGAGAUGGAAUACAAUGCAGGGGACUGUAUUUUCCCCAAAGACACUCACUCUGACUCAUUUGGAGUUGUGCUCAAAGGUGCUGUCGCAAACGUUCGAGAAGAACUCAGCUCGCAUUUGACAACUCACAUCGUAUCUGGAGCAGGAAAAGUGUCCUUGACAGGUACCGGAAGGAGUACUUCAAAUCUCAUGGAUCAAGGUGAUAUUGGACAUGUUCGUUCCUUCUUGUCGGUCGGAGGAAUUUUUGGGUUCGUUGACUUCCUUUUGGAGCAUCACCGAAGUUUUCGUAGCGUCGCAUCUCGCGACAAGACGGUUGUUGCGAAGAUAACACGAGCAGGGCUGGAUCGACUGCAAGAAGAGCACCCUGAGGUUGUGCGAAUUGUACAGAGCGUCCUGCUCCAGGCUAGCGCCAUGGAGCUUUCGAACUGCACGUGCAGUGACUAA
Messenger RNA from Phaeodactylum tricornutum CCAP 1055/1, 2895 nucleotides. RefSeq lists its product with no specific name. NCBI's taxonomy places the organism in Eukaryota, Bacillariophyta, Bacillariophyceae, Surirellales, Neidiaceae. Bases 1 to 2895 code for a protein of 964 amino acids. The record is from RefSeq and is a predicted model, not a curated record. The transcript is spliced from 2 exons. Gene Ontology annotation, cellular component: membrane.